Colletotrichum tamarilloi is the source of this 1860-nucleotide messenger RNA. RefSeq lists its product as uncharacterized. The record is from RefSeq and is a predicted model, not a curated record. The transcript is spliced from 5 exons. Lineage: Eukaryota; Fungi; Ascomycota; Sordariomycetes; Glomerellales; Glomerellaceae. The coding region runs from base 1 to 1860 and encodes 619 amino acids.
AUGAACGACGAAAACGAGGCAGCAAUUGAGGGUGUCACCUCAACCAAGAGCCCACAAGAACAUACUAUAUAUCGCGGUAAAUCAGUCGAAGUUCCUUCAAAGCUAGCACUUCGCCGACAAAAGACUCACGUCGACGACAACCAUUCAGUUGGGACUAUUUCGACUUCAUAUUCCAAGGCCCAUUCUGCUACCUUUUCGGCUCCUCACUUCGACUUCCACAUGCAUUCUCCAUCGGCGACGACUCCAACCACAUCUCGACCUCAAAGCCCAACAAGGCUGACCUCUGCGCCGGGCCAAGCCAUGAAGCUUGGUCUUGUUGGUAUCGGGGAGCAUGUGAACGCAUUGCCCUCAGGCAAGUUCGCAGAUUUGCCAAUUCUUUCUCGAGAUUCCCGCCUACCAGAAUCCCAGCUCCCCUCUGGCGGAGCUAGUACUCCGACUGGUAUCUACAGCGCGGCUGAGUCACCGAUUAGUGCUCGAGAGUCCGACUCUGGUUCUGAUAUCUGUCGCUCUGAUUUUGAUUUAGAGAGUGCUGCCAACAUUGCUUUAUCCCGUUCUCUUGGAGUGUGUCUUAACCGACUCAGUCACCCUCUUCGUGUCAUCGAGGCGUUCUCCAAGUUUAAAGAUCAGUGCGUCGAAAUUCUGCAGCAAGAGGAAACGUUCUCGACAAUUGACUGGGAUGAUGACGGCUUUUCCUGCUAUGACGUCGAAGAGGGAGAUGCUAGCGACGGCAACUCGGCAUUUGAUGAGACAUCAAAUCGAGCUCAACAAUCAGAGUCAGGAACAAAGAAGCGACCGGCUGAAGAGCGAGGCGGAGACGAUGGGCACGACGAGAUGGACGAGAAUGCUGGUCAAGACCAGGGCCCAACAAGAAGAGGACGCAGCAAGAGACGAAAGAUCGGGCGUCCAGGGGGUUUCAGCUGUCCCUUUAGAAAACGCAACCCCUGGAGAUUCAACGCCCGGGAUUUCGAUGCUUGUGCCAAUAAGCCCUACAAGCAAAUGGCAGAAUUAAAAGAUCCCGAAGAUGGCGUGGACAGUCUCAAAGAUGAGUCUCUUAAAAGUCGUGCUGCCGGCUGCAAAAUUCAAACUUGGGGGCAAUUGUGGAAUCUGCUUUUUCCCGAUGAUGAAGAGAUACCUUCGCAAACUUUUGAUCCUGUGAUAGAACACCACGACAUAGCCGCUGAGGGAUGUGAGACUUUCGUCCUGAAGACUGCCGAAGACAUCUUCGCUUUUAUACCACAAGGUUCUGGUCUGUCAUUACAGACCAUUCAGGAGAUCCUACAUAGAGGGACGAAAGUUCUUCUCCAAGGCUCCAAGUAUGCUGACUAUGAGCGUUACAAGAUGGUGGGAAACAACAAUAUGAUGCAGAUGUCAACACCCAUGAAGGGCAAGGCUGCUGUUUCGGUGAUUCACAGUCAAGUCGACGACGUUUUCGAUGAUGGCGAGUCGCCGGGUGUAAUUGUCACACUACAAUCUUCGCCCCAGGGCGCACCUGUGAUAUACAAUAGUACAUCAACUGGUUUGAAGUCCUCUUCAAUUGGCCGCGAACGACUGAUUGCACCUAAAGUUGAGCGAGCCCCCACGCCAAAUGUUACCCAGAAGACUUGUCCAGCACCUGGCGUGUUGAUGCAGAAUGGGCCUCCCAUCUCCACUGGAGGUCAUCAACCCCCCAUCGUCUCGGAUCUACCAGCUGGGGACACUUUCGAUUGGCCAGGCGUGGACUUUCAGAACUGGGAUGGGGGCUACGGGGACGAGUUUGUGUGUAUGGAAGGUGCGACCACCGAAGAUUUCUGGCCGUCAUACAUGGUCUCAAAACCUGGAUCAACCUCCCAGACAUUCACUAGUCCGGGGAGUCACAGCUAG